Molecule: messenger RNA, 1661 nt
Organism: Camponotus floridanus (Florida carpenter ant)
Lineage: Eukaryota; Metazoa; Arthropoda; Insecta; Hymenoptera; Formicidae
Exons: 1
Coding region: 91-1542 (483 amino acids)
Source: RefSeq, a predicted model, not a curated record
GACACAGUCGGUCCGGUUGUUUCCGACUUGUCAAACAUCGGGAAAGACACGUCCGCGAUCGGUCAGUGCGAAGAAAUCUGUCGGGCCAGGAUGCACGCGCCGAGAUCGUCCGUCGCGAUUCUCCUAUUAUGUCAUAUUUCGAUCACCGCGACCUACCCGACGACGACGAUGACGAUAACAGCAACGAUUGUACACGAAACAAACACGCCGACAAAGUGCUGCAUUGCCGAUUACGCAUUCGAUGAAAAUCUCGAAUGCGUCCACGUGGAACCGAAUAAGUUCAACUACUCCACGCACGACUCCUGGCAAACAAUGUCGUCCGAACAUCUCCAACAGAUCACUACGGUGCUGGCGUCGGUGCCUGGCUUGAGCUGUCAUGACAAGGACGCCGACACGAGCCGUCAUCUCCUGCGCGGCUACGCGACGUUUCUCACAUCGAAGGAUUAUUGCAUCGAGCACAUGAUCAACGGUACGACAGUGCUCGUCAAGUGUGCGGAAAUGACUUUAAAGAAGGAAAACUGGAAAACUGAAAUGAUAAUGAUGACGAAAACUACGAUGAUCAUCACCGUAACAACCAUCACCACCAUCACUACCAUCGACAUGGCUUCGAAUGUAACGAGGGACGACAGAGAGGAGAUCGUUCGUCAUAGUAACGACCUGAGAAUGGUCUUUUUUUGGGGCGCGCAGACUUAUAUGGAUACCAACGUGGCCCAUGUAAUCCUCUGCACCAUCGUCGUCGUGGUAUACCUGUCCGUUCCGAAACUGGGCAAGAGUAUUUAUAAUCGCGCGGUGCUGCGUCACAAUGUCUGUCUGUUACUGCAGGGAUGCAUUCUGAUGUUCCUCGGCUUCUGCGAAUUAUGCGAGUGUCCGAUGAGCGAUGACUUCGCUACAUUUCUAUGGAUAAUGUUGCAGUAUUUCACAAACGCCACCGUGUUUUGGCUCAACGUCAUCUGCUUCGACAUGACUCUGUCAAUUACGCGAUUUCGCUGGAUGGUGGGAUCCGGUCAGCAGACCAGCCAGGAAGAAAAUAGGCGACUUCUUAUGUACGGCGUUCUUGCCUGGGGAGGCGCACUCAUCCCUGCCAUCUUUGCCUUCAUCCUGGAAUUUUAUCCCGGAAUCCCGGACGAUUUUCCAUUGAAGCCGAAUUAUCGCCAGUACCGUGACGGACCAAACUUUAUAGUAAACCUCUACUUCUUCGGCAUACCGUUGUUGACGCUCUUCUGGAAUAACGUGCUGUUCGUGUUCACCACGUACAAGAUCAUACGGAUACAACAGAGCACAGAGAUAGCGACGAGGAAUAACACCAACGCCCUCAAAAAGAAGUACUUCCUCUUCCUGCAGCUGUACCUGCUGAUGGGCGCGCCCUGGUUCUUCGGCCUGCUCCUCGCCUGCCUGAACAAGCUCGUGAUACUCAAGAUAUGCCGGAUGAUAUGGCCGAUACUGUGGCUCCUGAUGCUCGCCACCCACAAGAAAGUACGACGGAAGAUCGCGAACAAGUUGCGAUCCAUCAAGGAAAAACGAGAAGCCGCGACAAAUUCGUAAAGAGAACUAUUUACCUUGCGCGAUUAAAAUUCGUGUUUUGAAAAAAAUUAAAUACAAUACGUAAGCCAUGUAAACCGGCAUUGGUCGAUCGCGAUUGGUACACUGAGAAAAAUCGUUUG